AGAAGUUUAGAGAGAGAGAGAGAGAGAAUGGUAUUCAUAUUGCCCCAUUCUUGCUCAAAAAGGGCUUCAAAACUUGAAACUUCAAACGUCAAAUGCUUCAAUUCCUCUCACAUAUAUAACCAACGUGCUUGCCUCAACGCUCUAACUACCAUCAUUCCUCUUCAUUUUCCUGCUGUUUUUUCCACCAUUUUUAUAAACCUUUUGUUACUAUCCCACCAACAAAAAAAUUUAAAUUAAAAGUUGUCGUUUUUUUCACUUGAUUCGAGUCAAAAUCUCGGCACCAAACCACUAUAGCGACUUAGAUGUUUAUUGGGCCUAUCUUUUUCUGUUGUCUGCUUUUGCCUUUCUUCAAAGCCACACUCUAUGAUCAACGUUGAACGACAAACUGAUUGUGGGUUGUCUCUCACUUUUGCAUCUUGCUUAGUGUUUUCCCCACUACUUCUUGCGUCAAUGCUGUUUGUAGAAUUGCCUCAGUGAGACUUCAGAGUUGUGGGAGAUUGGGAUGGGAUUCUGGCUGUCCACACAGCAGUUUCACAUAUAAAAGGGGGAAAGCAUUAUAUGCUGCUUUUUAAUUGUUUUAUUUUUCUUUUUCGUUUAUCUGGAGCACAGCCCACAAACCUCUCUCUCUCUCUCUCUCUCUCUCUCUCUCUCUCUCUCGGUAGCCGGAGACAAGUUCUUUAAGUUAUUUCUUGCAGAGGCAAUGUGUUUGAAAUUCUCAGAUAGGGACUUUGUAUCUACUAAUAUAGUCACUCCUUCAUGGAGACAAUGACGGCAGCUGCCUCCAUGCCAUUUCCUCGUGAGCUGGCCAGUUAUGAUGAGGUUUCUAUGCAGCAGAGCAUGCUCUUCUCUGAUAGUUUGAAGGAUUUGAAGAAUCUUAGGAAACAACUGUAUUCAGCAGCAGAAUACUUUGAGUUGUCUUACACUAACGAUGACCAAAAGCAUGUAGUGGUGAAUACGUUGAAAGAUUAUGCCAUUAAAGCUCUUGUCAACACCGUGGACCAUUUGGGUUCCGUUACCUAUAAGGUCAAUGAUCUGUUGGAUGAAAACAUCGAUGAAGUUUCAGGAACUGAGCUUCGCGUAUCUUGCCUUGAGCAGAGACUGCGGACAUGCCACGACUAUAUCAACCGUGAAGGUCUUUCUCAGCAGUCGUUGGUGAUAAACACUCCCAAUUACCACAAACGAUACAUCUUGCCAGUGGGAGAGACUAUGAAUGGAGGUUUACGCACCAAAUCGAAGUACCAAGGUUGCAGCGUAGACGAAGGAGAUGAGUGGCAUCAAUUUAGGAGUGCUAUUCGAGCUACAAUACACGAAGCUCCACCAUCUACAGCCAGUAAAGGGCGCUCCCCAUCACCUACACCAAGACUCGUGCAGCAGCCAGGAAAUUUUGCCUUCUCUAAGAGCAUGCCUAAAAAAGAUCUAGAAAGGAGAACAGUGUCACCACACCGGUUUCCACUUCUACGUUCGGGAUCCCUCUCUAGUAAGCCCUCGACUCCAAAAAGCUCGCGCCCGACUACCCCAAAUCAAAGCCGGCCAACCACCCCAAAUUCAUCUUUGGGAAGACAACCGUUUAUUUCUGACCCUCGGAAAUCGGCUUCGAUGCGGAUUCGUGUCGGGAAAGAGAGCCCAAAAGAGUUGGAGCAGAUCCCCAGCAAAAGUAAACGAUUGCUCAAAGCUUUGCUCAGUCGACGUAAGUCGAAGAAAGAUGAUACAUUAUAUACUUAUUUGGAUGAAUACUAAAGGAAUUGAAGAGGAGAUUGAAAGAGUUGUUUGUACCAUUUUGUUUUCCUCUUUAGAAUUCAGUUUUAUAUCCUCAUUUAUGGUAAGUGUAAUUUGUCAGAAACAUAUUCAUCAAUAUUAAUUAAUGCCCAUGUUACAAGAAA
Messenger RNA from Salvia miltiorrhiza (redroot sage), 1880 nucleotides. RefSeq names its product protein ABIL3. The coding region runs from base 757 to 1737 and encodes 326 amino acids. The record is from RefSeq and is a predicted model, not a curated record. Lineage: Eukaryota; Viridiplantae; Streptophyta; Magnoliopsida; Lamiales; Lamiaceae. The transcript is spliced from 11 exons.